AGAUCCCUAUACGAGUUUUUUUUUGUGGAGAAGAAAAAAAUUAAUUUACACGUAUCGAUUCGAAUGUGAAAAUAAACAGAUUUAUAAUUACAUUUUGGAAACCAAAACCUAUCCCACUUAACUACGAAUAUACAAGAAAACAAGAGAAAUGUUUGCGAACCUUAAGAAUAAGUUAAUCGAGGAAGUAAAAGCUUCACCUUCGAAAUUUUUCACACAGUCAAGUCAGGCAACAACGACAUCUUCGGCGUCUUCGACUACUACGGAAACCAAUGCGACAAAUAAUACCACUAAUGAGAACUUUUUUAGUAUUACUGAAGAAGAUACACCACAAAAUUCUCCCUACAAACCAUUGAAAUUGCCAGCUGGUGCUAUACGUGGUAGGAACCAAACAACUCCACCACAGGGUCAAAAUGGAGGUGCUAUACCAAGAACACGAAAACUUUCCAAUUCAUCAAUCCAAUCGGAUAUCUCAUUUCGUUUGCCCAAUUGGGAUGCCGGUUCGGUUUAUAAUUUCCAAUCAGAUUUGGAUGAAUCUGGUAGUGAAAUGGGCGAUGCCCCAUCCUCAGCCAAGUUGGAUGUCAUAACGAAGGAACAAUUAUUCGAUGCAUAUCGUAAAUCAUUAGAUCGUUAUCACAAAUAUCGAUGUCGUUACACAGAUUUGGCUAAAAAAUAUAAGGAUUUGGAACGCGAUAGUACGAAGGCAAGGUCCGUUUUGGUGGAAACCCAAGAGAAGGCUAUACGUCGCAUCAGCGAAUUGCGUGAACAAUGCUCCUUGGAACAACAGGCCAAGGCACAUUUGGAAGAAGCCUUACGCAUGGAAAUCGACGAUAUGCAAUGUAAAAUGCAAGCCUAUCAAACAAAAUUAAAAUUGCUGGGCGAGAAUCCUGACAAUAUUGCAGCUGCACUAUCGGGUCAGAACAAUGAACAGCUAAUCGAUUUGAGUAGCAACGAAGAAACGAAUAAACCCAGUGACGACACCACGACAUCCGCAACUAAUGACGAGUUCAAGGAACGUUUAGAAAGUUACGAAAAACUAAUACAAGAACGAGAUCAACACAUCUUAGAUUUAAACAAAAAACUAGAAUCACUCAAAAAACAAGAAGAGGAAAAUGUUUUGCUUUUGGCCCAGACUAAAGCAGCUAUACACUCAGAAUUGGAGAACAAAGAAGCUGAGGUAAAGAAGUUAUCCGAAUCGGUAAAACAAUUGCAAGCGGAAGUAAACAAAAAAUCUGCCACAAAUGAGGAGAUCAACGAACUAAAGGAAAAGCUAAAACAAACGGUUAGUUCCAAACAAGAAUUGGAAGCCAAGGUCAUUGCCACGGAACACAUUCUAAGUGAAUUAAAAGAAAAACACAAUGAAAAGGAAAAGACCACAAAAACCUUGGAGGAAAAACUCCAAUUACAGACCAAGGAAACAGCGGAGAAGUUACAAGAAUUGCAACAACAAAAUCAACAACUCAGUGAAAUGGUACAACGUUAUCAACAAAAUGAGGUCUCCUUGGCGGAGGUGGACAACGAAUUGAAUCGCACGAAAAAUGAAAAUGAUAUUCUAAGGGCAAGGCUUGAAAAUAGCGAAAAAGAAUUCAAUCAACGUUUGCAAUCUCUGGAAGAACUUAAAACAGAAUUGGUUACUAAAGAAGAUUUACUAAAGCAGGCUUUAGAAGAAUCGAAGAAACUGAAAGAGAAUUUGGAGGAACAGCAAAAUCGUGAAAAAGAAAUUCUGGAAAAGACCAAACAAUUGGAAAACGAGCUAAAAACUGCCCAGGAACAAAAUGCUAACACAGAAUCUGAAACAAUUUCAAAUCUGAAACAGGAACUGGAACGAAUUUCUGCCGAACUAAAAGAUGAAUUGAAAGCUACCAAAGACCAACUGGCCACAAAAGAAAAGGAAUUAAAAACCCUCACGAAAAAAUCCUCCAAGUCAGAAAAACAACAUGAAUCGCAUAUGUCUCAAAUGCAACAACAAUUCGAGGAGAUUGAAAAACUGAAAAAUGAUUUGCUACAACAGGAAAAUCUCAUUGAGGCUUUGCGUGAGGCAUCAUCCCAAAGGGAACAGGAAGCUGAACAGGAAAAGAAUGAUCUGAAGGCCCAAGUUACAGGGAUAUUAAGUGAAAUAACCCAAAUGGAGGAGCAAAUGCGUAUUGUCCAAGAAUCCCACAAAGAGCUGGAAACGGAAAAACGUCUGCUAGAAGAAAGGGUUGAAAAUAUGCAACAACAAAGACAAUCAUCCGAAGAAGACAAUGAAAAAUGGCAUGAACUACUGGAACAAGCCGAGAUGAAGCUACGCGAAAUGGAAACUAAACUUCAAACGGUGGAAAGUGAACAUACCCAAAUUGCUGAAAAGAAUUGUUUGUUAGAAGAAAAUACGCAUCGUUUGGAAAUGUUGCUGGCCGAAAAGGAAAGGCAACAGGCGGCCACCGAAGAAGCCUUGAUAAGUGAGCUACGCCUAAAACUGCAAACCACAGAGAAUUCCUUGCAAAAACUCAAUGAAAAAAUGCAAGAAGUUUUACAUGAGAAUUCCCGUCUACACAACAAUCAGGAGCUAAAUGAUCAUGAUUAUCGUAAUUUGCAGGAUAAGUUCGAUGCAUUGGAAAAGGAAAAGGUUAUAUUGGAGGAUAAUCGGGAUUGUUUGCAACAUGAAUUAGCCGAUAUAAGAAUUGAAAUGGAAGAAAAGCUGAAAAAAUUGGAAGAUCAACAAAAAAUUUUGCAAGACACUCAACACAAGGUCUUGGAAUUGACAAAAUCUUUGGAAACCAAGGAGCAGACCUUAAGUGAGGAGCAGAAACUAAGGGAGCAAUUGGAAAAGGAAAGGGGUAAUCUCAAGGAGCAAUUGCAAAACCUCGGUGAGAAACAAAACGAAACUGAAGGCCUAAACGAAAGGUUAAGAGAAAAACAACAAGAUCUCGAGGAGUUACAAAAACAACUUGAUGAGUUAAAGGAAACUGCCAAGGAUUAUGAGACUAUCAAACAGUCCUUGGACGAAGAGAAGAAACAAAAAAUAUUGUUGGAAGAGGAAAGGAACAAUCUCCGACAACAACUCGAAACAUUUGACGAACAACAAAAUGAAAUGCUUCUCCUUAAAGAAAACCUUAACGAAAAGCAGGCUGCUCUGGGGGAUCUUGAAAAGCGAGUGAGUGAAUUAAAACAAGCGCAUAUGGAAAUGGAAAAACAGAAACAAGAAUUAGAAGAAAAACUUAAUGAUUUCGAUGCCAGCAAUCAAAAAUUGGAACAUCAAUCGGAAGAAAUUGUUAUGCUUAGGGAGCAAAAUUCCUCAAUGCAAAAAGAGUUGAUGGAAAAUCAAAAUAAUUUGAAAGAACUGCAGCAAAAACUUGAGGAUCUCAAAGCUUUGGAGACAAACAACGAAAACAUCAAUGAAAAACUGAAACAACUGGAAAAUCAUAACAAAGACUUAGAGGAUAAAUUGAAAGAAAUGCAAGAACAAAAUAAGCUCCACGAAGAAGCUCUUUCUCAUGCAAAGUCCAAAGAAAAUGACUACGAAUCGUUGAAAGAAAAUCUUGAGAAACAAUUGGAAAGCAAAACAAUGGAAUUGCAAGAAUUAACUUCUAAAUUGCAAAAUGAGGAAGAAGAAAAAGCUAAGCUUCUACAAUUGGUGGCAUCAUCACAAAAACAACUGGAAGACUUGCAAAAGAAAUACUCCUCAAACAUUGAAGAAAUGGAAAAACUGCAAGACCAAAUAAACAAAUUCAACUCCCAGGCCUCUAACACGGAACAAUUGCAGCUGGAAUGUGAAUUCCUGAAUAAACAUGUCAAACAAUUGGAGACAGAGUUGGCCCAACACCAGGAUAAUGUAAAAUCCAAAGAUUUGGAUACCCAUGAAUUGAAAGACAAACUCAAAUCUCUACAAUGUGAGCUGUAUGUACUUAAAGAGAAUGCCGAACAACAUGAAAUUGAUAUGUUGGCCAAGGAGAAACAGUAUCAAGAAAGUACGGCCCAUGCUAAGCAAUUGCAGAAUGAUUUGGAAAAGGUGCAAUCCGAAUUGCAACGACAAUUGGAUCACAUCAAGUACAUAACCGAACAGGAUGAUACAGUGCAAAAAGAACUACUGGCCACACAAACUAAACUUAAAGAAGUAGAAACGUCCAGGGACAAUCUAUCGCAAGAGUAUGAUCAAUUCAAAUCCUCAACAACAGUCAAGGAACAAGAACUAACAACCCUAAAUGAGCAACUUAAAUUGGAUUUAGAAAACUCGGCACAGAAUUUGGAAAAAUUACAAACCGAACUUAAACAAUUGAAUACGGAACUUGAGGAUAAACAGAAGCUGCAAGAAGAGUUGAAUUCCUUAAAAAUAGAACUGGAGGAAAGGGGAAAUACCGUUCAGAAAACUCAACAAUCGCAAAGCAAUGAAUUACCAACAAAUAUUCCCACGGACUCUGAACAUUUGCGCAAACUUAACGAUACUCUACAACGAGAAUUGGAAGAAUUAAAACACAAAUCUUCAACGGAAAUAUCCAAUUUGCAACAAGAAAUGGAAGAUCUACAAGCGACCAACAGUCAAAUGGCCGAACGUAUUAUGGAUUUGGAACGCAUUAAAGCCACACUACAGGCCCAGAAAAUGUUCGGCAUGGAAAUGCAUGUUGAACCUAAAGUCGCGCCUGGAGUUGCCUCCACCUCCACCUCCAAUGCCAAUAACAAUACCAUUUCGAAUAGCUCCAAUACAGAUGCGGAGAAACAAGAACUGGAAGCAAAACUAAAAACCAUCAUGGCUGAAGUUCAAGAUGUCUCCAAUCGUAAUAUUUUCCUAGAACAGAAAUGUGAAAAUUAUCUCAUUUUGGAACAAUCCAAUGAACGUUUGAAAUUACAAAAUGCCAAACUGUCAAGGCAAUUGGAUGAAACAUUGGUAUCCAUGCAACACAACGAGGGUAUAUCAGCCAAUACCGAGUUCGAGUACUUAAAAAAUAUUAUGUUCCAGUACCUAACCGGAUCAGCAAAUGGCAACAAUGAAACUUUGGUUAAAGUAAUAUCGGCGGUGUUGAAAUUUUCACCACAACAGACACAAGUAGCUUUGGAAAAGGAACACCAGAGGAGGUCGCUGCUAAGCAAAAUUCUAUAGCAAGAAAAUGAAAAAAGUUACUACAUUUGGUAGCAGUAGCGUAUAGGUAUGAUAGAUAUGUAACAAAAAAUUAUUAACAUGUAAUUAAUAUUAUGAUCUACCUUAAUUAUUGUAUGUAUAGUAUAAAUUAUUAUUAAUAAUAUUUCUUUUGAUAGAUUUUAAGUAAUAAUAUUAAUAUUAAAUAAUAGAAAUUAUGUUAACUAAGUAAACACAUAAAGUACCUUUUAAUGAAAACAACAACAAGCUGAAAACAAUUAUAUACAACAACAAAAGUUAUAGGCAAACACACAGAAAUCCUAAAAUGCUUUCUACGUAAAUUAAAAAAAAAAAAAAACAAACAAAACAUUUUUGUACGAUAACCGCAAACAACAAGAACACAGAUAAAUUAUAGUAACUGUAUAGACAAAAAUACAAAACAAUCAGCAAAUUUAUCUAAUUGUAUAAAACAAAAAUAAAUAAAUAUAUUUAGUUAUAGUACUGCAUUUUAUAAAUAUUAACACUUCAUAAUCCCACAAAAUAAUAUUCAAUUUAGUUAACAAGAAAAAAAAAACUUGCUUCAAAGUGUCCCGUUCGCUGAACCUUCAAAAAUUUAUAAUGUUUAUAUUUGUUUGUCCCUUUUAAAGGUUUUGUUCUUAUUUUUGUAAAUUAUUUAUUUUUCGCCAGUAAAUUUAAUAUCUUUUUGUUAUCGUUCCUUUGAUAUUGUUAAAAAUCUUACAAACAUACAGUGCAAUCCUUUUUAUUAAAAAAUCAAAAGUAUCACAUACAAUAUCCAGUAAAUGCCAUAAAUUAUUGUAUUUUAUUUUGUAUGAAUGUGUAUUUUACAAUUGAAAUUUGUGUUUUUGUUUUCUUCUCCUGUAUAUACCUAAUUACACCAUUCACAAACAUGUUUUAAUUAUGUUAAGCAAUAAUUUACUUUGAUUAAAAAAAAUAAUAAUAAUCAUUUAAAGAAAAAUAAAGAUUAUAUAUGAAAGAAAGAA
Messenger RNA from Musca domestica (house fly), 6048 nucleotides. RefSeq names its product golgin subfamily A member 4 (gene Golgin245). The transcript has 8 exons. Gene Ontology annotation, cellular component: Golgi apparatus. Bases 149 to 5071 code for a protein of 1640 amino acids. The record is from RefSeq and is a predicted model, not a curated record. Lineage: Eukaryota; Metazoa; Arthropoda; Insecta; Diptera; Muscidae. Gene Ontology annotation, biological process: Golgi vesicle transport. Gene Ontology annotation, molecular function: small GTPase binding.